GGGGGGGCUUUUAAAGGGGCGCAGGGAACUUUUCAGAACGGUAGUAACUUCGUGUUUUAAAAGUGUUUAAGUUUCUCUGUUUGAAAAGGAUGUUGCGUCUGAAAACUUUUUCUUGCGUGCAGGAAUGGUGCAUGGUAAAACUAGCUUCUAUCAUAGUGGUGAAAGCGAAAACUGGAGUCAAAACUUAAGAUCAGACAAAAGAGGGGCUGUCUGUUCAUCAAAAACUGGUAAAAUUCAGGCUUCCAAUUUCGCGGCAGUUAACUUUGUUUAUGUGAACAUCCAUUUUGAGCCCUUUAUUUCUUCGCGCGCUAGACACGUCUGGUCAGGGUGUAGACACGCGUGGCCAGCAAGUUGACCAAGCGUUAACCCGCGAUCAGGCGUCGUUUUUUUAAAGGGAAAUGUGAGGAUGUAGGGAGGGGAGGGAGGGUAUGACCACAGAUUAAUCACAUACAUUUCUUUCUCAAUUCGCCCACAAGCACAAACAUCAAGUCUCUUCUUGGCGGGGCAAGGUCAUGUGAUCCCCGGAAUGAAUAGAAUUGAUCAACAACUCAAGGAAACGAUAACCUCUCCCCGACUCAGUAAUGGUAUAAUUUGUAAGAUGUGCCACAUUAAUUGAUUAUUUUUGCCUUAAUAGGCUUGGAGAAUUUUCGUCUGAGUCCGCAAUUGACCGAAAGUGUAUCAAGCAGCUCCCCCUGUUCGGUGGUGUUUUCAGAUGACGGGAAGGAUGGUUUCGGUCAGGAACACUUUGAUUUCCAGUUGACCCCUGAAUUAACCAGGCUUGACAUGGUCUCAUCUGCUUUGGAGUGGUUAGAAAAUCUAGAAUCAUGUCAUCAGAUGCGAUCGCACUCACCACGAUUGAGCAGUCAAAAUGAUUCAUUCCAAGAACCUCCGCACAAUAUGACAUACACGAACUCAAAUGAGGAAUUUGAUGUCAGUGCCGCUAUUGCUUUCUGUAAUCCCGCUGCUCCAAAAAACGUUCUGUUUCCUCAACCUGAAGUUGUCACCGGCUCCGGAAGCAAUUUUCCUCAUUGCGUACCACAGCAGAAGGCGAGAAGCCCGGAUUCUGUUCAUUGCCUUGUUCCUCAAUAUACGGGUUCUGACAAGGAAUGGAAACGAGAGAGGUAUGCUGUCCCGGAUGAGUGCAAGGACGAGAGGUACUGGAGAAAGCGUUCCAGAAACAACAUGUCGGCGAAGAAAUCCCGAGAAGCUAAGCGCGCCAAAGAUCUCUUAAUCGCAAGAAAGAUAGAUGAAUUGGAAAAAGAAAACGCCGCGUUAAAAAUGUUGCUUAGAAACUUAAUGCUGCAACAGCCACAACAUAACAACAAUGGCAUAUGUUUCUGUGGGAAUAAAUUAAUUUAGUACAUUAUUACACCGUGCUAAAUUUAUAAGCUUAUACAGUAGAAACACUGAUACACAUAAGAAUAAACGCGUUUCGCGUUGAGUGAGAUUCUUGACUGUCGCGCAAAGCGCACUGAGGAAACCGUUGUAUGAUGAUUGGCGUCUUCUGUAUUCAAGAUCUUGGGUCAGUAUAUAGAUCAUUUACACUGUAUUUCGAAUUGAAGGAAAGCAAAAAUUAUGAAAAGUAAAUAAGAGAAAGUUUGUAACUGUUAUGGUCAAAGUGUUAAUUUUUGUCACCGCGAAAGGUAAUAAAAUAAAACUGGCUGCGGAUAAAAUGUUUUGAACUGGGGAAAUAAACGGAAAUAAAGUUGCGCCAAUUUGGUUCACUUCAGGAGAGAAAUUGCUAGAGGCAAGAAAAUAUUUCCACUCGGGCAAAUCCGGGAAACCAAAGGAUGUUCAGUGUUGUGGCCGAUCCCAUGAGGCGGAACGCGCGGUCCCUCUUC
Molecule: messenger RNA, 1841 nt
Organism: Orbicella faveolata
Lineage: Eukaryota; Metazoa; Cnidaria; Anthozoa; Scleractinia; Merulinidae
Product: thyrotroph embryonic factor-like
Biological process (GO): regulation of transcription by RNA polymerase II
Cellular component (GO): nucleus
Molecular function (GO): RNA polymerase II cis-regulatory region sequence-specific DNA binding; DNA-binding transcription factor activity, RNA polymerase II-specific
Source: RefSeq, a predicted model, not a curated record